CCCGCCACGCCCCGCAACCCCGCCUCCCUCUUCGCGCCCCCCCAAACCCUCCUCCGCUCCCAGCCCAAGCCCAAGCCCACCCCCUCCCCUCUCCCCAAGCCCCCCCUCCUCUCCGCCCCUCCCCCCGACGACGCCCUCCAGCCCGCCCUCGUCGGCGUCCCCUCCACCGUCCUCGAGGAGUACGACCCCGCCCGCCCCAACGACUACGACGACUACCGCCGCGACCGCAAGCGCCGGGCCCGCGAGGCCGAGAUCCUGCGGGAGCUCGAGCGCCGCCGCCACGAGGAGGAGGAAGAAGAGAGGGAGAGGGAGAGGGAGAGGGAAAGGGAGAGAGAUUUUGGGGAUUCCAGGUUGAAUGUUUCCGGUGAGGAGGCGUGGAGGAGGCGCGCCGCGAUGAGUGGGGCGGUGCCGAGGUCGCCGUCGCCGCCGCCGGCGAAUUCGGACGGUUUUAGCAUUGGGAAGUCGGAGACGGGGGGCCUGGGCGUGGGGGCGGGGGGGCAGAUGACGGCGGCGCAGAGGAUGAUGGCGAAGAUGGGGUGGAAGGAGGGGCAGGGGUUGGGGAAGCAGGAGCAGGGGAUUACCACUCCUUUGAUGGCAAAGAAGACGGAUAGACGAGCUGGGGUUAUUGUCAAUGCCAGUGAUAAUAGUAGCAAGAAAGUUAAGAGUGUUAGCUUCAAUGGGGUGCCUACCAGGGUCUUGCUGCUUAGGAACAUGGUGGGUCCCGGUGAGGUAGACGACGAGCUGGAAGAUGAGGUAGGAUCAGAAUGUGCCAAGUAUGGAACUGUAACCCGAGUUCUGAUAUUUGAGAUAACAGAACCAAAUUUCCCCAGUGAUGAAGCAGUAAGAAUCUUUGUGCAGUUUGAAAGAUCCGAAGAAACAACUAAAGCGCUUAUUGACCUCGAUGGUCGAUACUUUGGGGGUAGAGUGGUGCGUGCCUCAUUUUAUGAUGAGGAGAAGUUUAGCAAGAAUGAGUUAGCUCCAAUGCCUGGAGAAAUUCCUGGCUUUACCUGAAAGAACAGUGUCCAUUAUUUUUGUAAGUUGUCCUUAGUGAAUGCCCCACAAGACUUGAGAUUAUAGGUUAAUACUUCAUUACAUGUCUCGUAAGCUUAAUUUUGGUCUCUGUUUGUGAAAGCAACAAAAGGUUGUUGAUCAGGGAGUUAUUAUGAUCACAAGAACAUUUAACGUUUCUUUCUAGCGCUAAUGUUGUCAAUGUACAUUCGAAGUUCCUUAAUAUUAUGAUCAGUUGGGAGAUUAAGGUAAAA
This is a messenger RNA of Cajanus cajan (pigeon pea), 1262 nucleotides long. RefSeq names its product D111/G-patch domain-containing protein (gene DRT111). Gene Ontology annotation, biological process: mRNA cis splicing, via spliceosome. Gene Ontology annotation, molecular function: RNA binding. NCBI's taxonomy places the organism in Eukaryota, Viridiplantae, Streptophyta, Magnoliopsida, Fabales, Fabaceae. Gene Ontology annotation, cellular component: precatalytic spliceosome. The record is from RefSeq and is a predicted model, not a curated record.